Messenger RNA from Striga hermonthica, 1677 nucleotides. The record is from the annotation of a GenBank genome assembly. NCBI's taxonomy places the organism in Eukaryota, Viridiplantae, Streptophyta, Magnoliopsida, Lamiales, Orobanchaceae.
AUGGCUUCUGAUGAAAAGGAGUUGGUUGGUUUAUAUUUUCAAGGCGACGAAAUGGCCUUGAUUACCAUAACGGUUUUUUUCAGGACUGAGAUGAGGUCGGGCAGGGUUGAGGAUGGUUCUAAGUUUUGGGGGGCUUUGUUUUUCAGUUUGAUCAAUGUUAUGUUCAAUGGAGCGCAAAAGAUGGCCAUGACGGUUUUUAGGCUCCCGGUGUUUUUCAAACUACGGGACAACUUGUUUUACCCGGCUUGGGCUUUUGCUUUACCAAUUUGGGUGCUGAGUGUACCGGUGGUUGUGCAGUCUACAUUGUGGAUCGUUCUUACAUAUUACACCAUUGGGUUUGCGCCUUCUCCGGCUAGGUUUUUCAAGCAGCUCUUGGCUUUUGUUGGAGUGAAUCAGAUGGCUCUGUCUCUGUUCCGUUUUAUUGCUGCAGUCGGAAGGACACAAGUCAUUUCUAACACAUUGGGGAUUUUUACAUUGUUGAUGAUUUCCGUACUUGGAGGAUUCAUUGUUGCGAAGGAUGAUAUCGAGGAUUGGAUGAUUUGGGGGUAUUAUAUUUCUCCCAUGAUGUAUGGUCAAAAUGCUAUCGUAAUAAACGAGUUCCUUGCUGAGAGAUGGAGUGCACCUACUAAUGGCUCGGAGACAACUGUUGGAAAGACCCUUUUAAGGGACAAAGGCUUGUUCACGACCGAGUCUUAUUACUGGAUUUGUACUGUGGCCCUUUUCGGGUUCUCACUUCUAUUCAAUGUUUUCUUCGUAGUAGCAUUAACAUAUUUAAAUCAUAUUCAAGUGGCUAUGGCAAACAAAAAACCAAGAAGAGGGAUGGUCUUGCCUUUUCAACCAUUUUCUCUAGCAUUCAACCAUGUGAAUUACUAUGUCGACAUGCCAGCCAGAAUGAAGACGCGGGGUGUGAAAGAUGAAAGGCUCCAGUUGCUACGCGACGUGAGUGGCGCUUUCAGGCCAGGUGUCCUUACAGCAUUGGUCGGUGUGAGUGGAGCUGUAAAGACAACUUUAAUGGAUGUCCUGGCUGGCCGAAAAACAGGAGGCUAUAUAGAAGGUGAUAUAAGUAUUUCGGGUUACCCAAAGAACCAACUGACAUCUGCUAGGGUGAGUGGCUAUUGUGAGCAGAAUGACAUCCAUUCGCCUUAUGUCACCGUACACGAAUCCAUUCUUUACUCCGCGUGGCUACGUCUGUCUGCGGAUGUCGAUUUAAAAGCACGAAAGAUGUUUGUGGAGGAGGUUAUGGAUUUGGUUGAGCUGAAGCUGCUGAAAAAUGCUAUAGUUGGGCUUCCAGGAGUUGAUGGCCUCUCGACCGAGCAGAGAAAGAGGCUCACAAUAGCUGUCGAGUUAGUGGCCAAUCCCUCUAUAAUAUUCAUGGACGAGCCAACAACCGGGCUUGAUGCAAGGGCAGCAGCCAUUGUUAUGCGAACUGUGAGGAAUACAGUGGACACAGGACGGACUGUGGUCUGCACGAUCCACCAACCUAGUAUCGAUAUUUUUGAAGCUUUUGAUGAGUUGUUGUUAAUGAAGAGCGGAGGACGAGUGAUCUAUGCCGGACCCCUCGGCCACCACUCUCACAAACUUGUCGAAUAUUUCGAGGCUGUAGCGGGGGUUCCAAAAAUCGAAGAAGGCUACAAUCCAGCUACUUGGAUGCUGGAAAUCAGUUCCUCGGCGCGUUGA